Messenger RNA from Phycodurus eques (leafy seadragon), 3403 nucleotides. It is a transcript of the gene lonrf1, whose product is annotated as LON peptidase N-terminal domain and ring finger 1. Bases 119 to 2350 code for a protein of 743 amino acids. Lineage: Eukaryota; Metazoa; Chordata; Actinopteri; Syngnathiformes; Syngnathidae. The record is from RefSeq and is a predicted model, not a curated record. The transcript is spliced from 12 exons. Gene Ontology annotation, molecular function: protein binding.
CGAGCGUCCGCGGAGAAAGUCCGUGGACGACUCGCCACAGCAGAGAGGAAGGAAGGAAGAGUCACGUCAAUGACGCCGAAGCUUUUUGUUUUGAAACGACGACGACAUCAACAACAACAUGUCGCUCCAGCAGCCGGCAGAGGACGCGGCUUUCUUCGUGGGCGCCGCCCCCGAGCAAGAGCAGCAGCAGCAGCAGCAGCAGCAGCAGCAGCAGCAGCAGCAGCAACUCGUCCUGCGGAAAGCCAACGCGUUCGCCUCGGAGGACUCGCUCAAGGAGGCCAUUUACUGGUUCUCGGUGGCCUUGCGCUGCGGGCCCGUCAGACCCGAACAGCUGAGCACUUUUGUGGACUGUAUAGUGCGGAAGCUCAAGAUAAAGGCCGCCUCCGGUUCGGACUCGCCGUCGGAGCAGGGCCAGCAGGGCCGGCAGGGCCAGCAAGUGUUCGACUGCCCCAAUUGCCAGAGCUUCUUGGGGGAGCCCGUGACGCUGGCGUGCGGACACUCCUUCUGUAAGAGGUGCGUGACACGGCGGCUGCUCUCCCGCUGCAAGGUGUGCCACGAAGCGGUGGUGAGAGGGGACGGCAAGCCCAACGUGAUUCUGGGCGGACUCCUGGCCAAAUGCUUCCCCGGCGAGGCGAAACGCUCCAAAAGACGCGGCCAAGUGGACCAACUGUGCGCGCGCAAACGCUACCGAGACGCCGUCAAGCAAGCGAGCGACUUGAUCCGAGCAGAGCCGGAAACGACAGAGGAGGUGCGACUCUCGCGGGCAGAGGCGUACACGUCCCUGAAGCGGUUCGAUCUGGCUUUGGAGGACAUCGAGUUUUGUCUCGCGUCCGGCUGUUCUGCUGAGGCUUUGUUUCAGAAAGCCACGGUGCUGCGUGAGACGGGCCGAGCGGACGAGUCUCUCCGGGUCUUCCUCAAGUGCCUCGCCGUGGACCAAGACUUCCCCUGCGCAAAGACGCAAGUAGAAAAGAUUCUUUGUGACCUGCUCUCUUCGGCCAAUGACGACGUCAAGGUCGGCCCGAGGGAAACGGCGCAGAACACGUCGCCCCUCUCGCGCGACAAAAGCCUCGCGGCCGGCGACCGAGUCGGGUCGCGCGGUCCGGUCCGAGGACGAAGCCGACGGCGGGUCUGCGCCGCGUCGACGCACCGGCGAACGGACGAGCGGGAGAAACGCCGCGAGAGUCUCGAGCGUCCCGGUCCGAGUCGAGCUCGUUCCCUGCGACGUCACGGCCGCGGCGAGCGGGCUCUGAAGAGGGUUCGCUCCGCCCCCCUGCUCGGGGAACGGGAGGAGACCAGCCUGCUAAAGAGGAAGUUGUCCGUGUCGGACACUGAGCCUUGCGUCGUGGCCGGCGGUAGUAGCAAGUAUAAAAAACAAGGUGUGAAAACCUCCCGAAAAACUGUAGCCAAAGCCAAAAUGUAUCCGAGCGUUGUCGAGGACCUCAUUGACGCCAACGACCUCGAGUGCUCUCUCUGCCUGAGGUUGUUCUACGAGCCUGCGACGACGCCGUGCGGCCACACCUUCUGCAAAAGCUGUCUGCAACGCUCUUUGGACCACACGGCGCAUUGCCCCCUGUGCAAGGAGAGCCUGAAAGAGUAUCUCGCGUGUCGGAAGUACACUGUGACAAGCGUGCUGGAUGCGCUGAUCAAACAGUAUUUGCGUCGGGAGUAUGAGGAGAGGUCCAAAACCCACGUGGAGGAGACCAGAGAACUUUCCGACUUGACGAAGAACGUGCCCAUCUUCGUGUGUACCAUGGCCUACCCCACCGUGCCUUGCCCGCUGCACGUGUUCGAGCCGCGUUACCGCCUCAUGAUCCGCCGCUGCAUGGACACGGGCACGCGGCAGUUCGGGAUGUGCAUUAACCAUCCCCACAAAGGGUUUGUAGACUACGGAUGUAUGCUGAUCAUCCGGAGCGUCCACUUCCUGCCCGACGGUCGAUCCGUGGUGGACACCGUCGGAGGGAAGCGCUUCCGGGUCCUGUCCCGAGGAAUGAAGGACGGUUACAGCGUUGCCGACAUUGUCCAUUUGGAAGACGCUCGGGUGGAGGACGGAGAAGAACUGGAGAGCCUCCAAGAGCUCCACGACGCCGUGUACGAUCAGGCCCGGGUCUGGUUCCAGAACCUCAAGGUCCGCUUCCACAACCAGAUCCUGCAGCACUUUGGACCGAUGCCCGAGCGAGAAGCUGACAUCCAGGCGACUCCGAACGGUCCGGCGUGCUGCUGGUGGCUCCUGGCCGUGCUGCCCGUCGACCCGCGCUACCAGCUGUCCGUCCUCUCCGUGACCAGCCUCAAAGAGCGCCUGGCCAAGAUCCAGCACAUCCUCACCUAUCUGCAGAGCGUCCCCAGCGACUGAGCGCCUGCGCCGGCCGGGAACCCGCUGUGCUGAAAACCUUCUCGAACUUGCAGAGAUGUGGCCGGACCGCCUCAGGGAUUGUUCCGGUGUCGCGCUUUCUUUUGUCUGCCGUCUCAAACGCGAAUCCUCCAGAAGGGAGGACGUGGCUUUCGCCCUUCCCGAAUUUGGAACUUCCCAUUGAGAUGGCUUACGCGUUCCGUCCCGCCUCUCGAAAGCGGGACGGAAGGAAGGCGGAAUGCCGUCAAAUCCGGAAUGCCGCAUCACCCCAGCGCAACCGAGUCCACGUUAUCCGGGCUGCCCCGUUGUACGCGUUCACGUGCGCGCAACUUCCGCCGCGUCCCGCGCUUCCCGUUGACAUCGCGUGUGUCGCUUCCAUGUGCUCGUGCUCAGAAACGCUCACCGCCCCGAAUUGUCGCCGUCCUCCGUGCGCGUGUCAAAAUGUUCCCCCGCAGGGGACGCUUCACUACUGAGAACGGGAGCUGCCUCCGCAUCUUACGGCGACGGCGAGCGGCCCGACCGCGACGCCGCAAAGAAAUGAAAGAAAUACACCCGCCGUGAAUAUGUUUGGAAACCCCCCAAAUUCUUGGAUAAGAAGCAUUUUGCACGAAAAACAGAGGUCGGUCUCACCCCCCCCCAAAAGCUUUCGCAAAUAAGUGCAGAUAAUAAUCUUGCGCGGCUCCUCCCGCUCAAUUCAGACUAUAUAUUUAUACAUUCUGAUGUUAUCUUCGUGUCGACAUUUGAAAUAGGGGAUAUUGCAAUAUUUAGUAAUUGAACGAGUGGACCGAAUAGCCAUCUAUAGGGCAAAUAUUUCAAAUGAUUUUUCAGUGCUCUCUGCUCGGAGGGGAGAAACUGAAACCUUCGGCGGCGUGGCUCCAAGUUACGCGAUUCUCGGUUUGCCGUCAUGAUAUGAAGAAUCGUGUUGUGAUUGUAUUUUGUCUCUGGCAUCAUUUGGAAAGAUGCAGUUCAUGGCUGUUUUUGUUUCCAAAAAAAAAAAAAAAAAGCUUUUUGCUCCCUUUUAAAUGAUUUUUUAAUUAAAAAAAUGCAAUUUUGGCA